AUGAGCGGUAUCGUUCCAACCGGCCUAAUCCAUGCUCUGGUCGCGGAGAAGCACGCCGAUGGAAUCAUCAACUAUCUUCUGACGCUCGAGGAAAUGUGUAGGCGCGUCGACGCAGUCGCUGUGCACUACAAUCAUGGUACUCCUGCCCAGCCCGGGCUCUACCGUGGCUUCGUCGAGUCUUGUUACGGCGGCGAAGAGAAUCAAGUCGCACCAAAUAUUCCUGGCAUUCCAAACGCCAUCACCUUCCAAGCUAUCCGGGACCCGUCCCCAUUCGCACAUACACAUCUCUCCGACAACGGUCGCCAGUAUUAUAUCAUUGACGUCGCGGCAGAUGACAUCUCUCUCAUCGUGCCGCUGGGUCGCUACGUGCCGUACCAGCGACAUGCGCCUGGACGAUCUGCCAUCGUCCUCGGUAGCAUCGAACCGGUCCCUUACUGGAUAGUAGGUCAACAUGGCUUAGGCGUCCCCAUCAGCGGCGGCGAAGUGUAUGCCCUACAACACGGGGAGAGGCAGUUCACCAAUGGCCCUGGUGGGAGAUGGCCUGGGUAUGCCUCUUGGCAAGCUCAAAUUCGGAUGCGGCAUGACGGUCGUCAACCCGGGGACUCCUUCACCUUCAGACGUUUGGUGAACCAAGUUAGGGGCAAGGUUCGCAAGUUUAUCACGGAACACGCCCGUAUUCAGAGCACCAAUCUGCACUGGGCUGUGGGUAUCACACCUGGUCGCAUCACGGCUGACGAUCUCACUCUUCUCGCCAUCGUCUCCGUAUCGCAGGGCGCGGUGAUGCCCAUUCUCAAGCUCCGCGAUGACUUCGUGUUCAGCACGAUGUCCACCCAGUCAGUUGGCGUUUCGUCGCCAUCUAUGAGCUACAACGCGCUGGGCUCGCUCGGUAGCCCCGUUUCCAGCUCUUCGCUCUCCAUUGACUUCUUCGACUAUGACAGUACCUACAACCUCGAGGAUGUCGAUCAUCAGCUCAAUGGCCAGAGCGCCUAUUCCGGCUAUUAUUAG
Molecule: messenger RNA, 1005 nt
Organism: Peniophora sp. CBMAI 1063
Lineage: Eukaryota; Fungi; Basidiomycota; Agaricomycetes; Russulales; Peniophoraceae
Source: the annotation of a GenBank genome assembly